This is a messenger RNA of Penicillium cataractarum, 1977 nucleotides long. Its product is annotated as telomere repeat binding factor family protein. The record is from RefSeq and is a predicted model, not a curated record. Bases 1 to 1977 code for a protein of 658 amino acids. NCBI's taxonomy places the organism in Eukaryota, Fungi, Ascomycota, Eurotiomycetes, Eurotiales, Aspergillaceae. The transcript has 3 exons.
AUGGAUCCUACUGGGGCUCUGCGCCCCCUCGACGAAUCUUUACUUCGAGAGCUUCCUCAACUACCCUUGCGUAUCGCUCCUUUGCGAGAGCCAGUCUCUUCGCGAACUCUCAGCAUCCCAUCUCCUUUAGAACCAAACGCCAGUGGCGCAAGGGAAUCAAGUACUAUUCCCAAGACUACUCCAAAUGGUGGAAACCUCCCACCAAAUACCAAGGCGGGCCUUCCGACGGUGAAGGAGUUCCUCAACGCGGCGAGGACUAAAAAGGCCGAGUCCGCCACGACAGAUCCCCAAUCGAAUGUGGAACCACCACCCAAACCUAUCCUCCCGGCAUUUGUAAACCUCCGUGCUCUAGAACGCUUCCCAUUCUCCUCAUCCUUCGACGACGAUGCCCUCCAUGGGCCGCGCAAGCGUCGGCGCUUAGACCUGCAGGCCGAGUCUUUCAGCGAACACUUGCAGUUGCCCAUUCCUCAAGCCCAGAAAGAACAACGCCCACCGCCAUUUGGACCUUUUGCUAUUCUAAAUGGACUGAAUGAGCCCCCGCCAAAUGCUGCCCUUCUGCCGCCAAUUGAGGCUGGCUCCUCCAUCUCCCAGCUUCUGACAAAGCCUUCUCAGCGCAACGGUACGGCCGUGGAUACUGGCAAUCCGAUAUCCACAAGUGGUACUAUUGGCACGGCUGUCGAAGUGCAGACUGUAGAAAGAAGAGAAGCUAGGAUUGAAGAGCUUCUUGACGCAACCCUUGAUGACAAUAACAAUGAUGACGACGACCAUGAUCAUGACAACAUGCAACAAUUCAACCAAUAUGAUAACCAAGAUACAUCCAAACCAGACCGGGAAGCAGAGCUUCUUCAGGAUGCCGGGGCUAUGCCUCAUCCUGCUCCGAUACUCGAUGAGGAGCCUAUGUCUCCGAAGACGCGUGGCCGAUCUCGCAAAAAUUUGAGAAAAUGGACCGAUGAAGAGACGACGGCUCUCCUCCGAGGUGUAGUCAAAUGUGGCAUUGGCAAUUGGACAGCAAUCCUCGCGCAGCCAGAACUCAAGUUCAAUAAGAGAACAGCCUCGAACUUGAAAGACAGGUUUCGAGUUUGUUGCCCCUGGGCGUAUCGUGCCUCUGAUCCUAAUGAAGCCACGAAGCAAUUGCGAGAUCAGCUUGCCAACGCUCUCCUCAAAGCUCAAGCAGACGGAUCUACCAACAAGCCUGGAAAGAUUCAGCUGCCCGACCGGAAUAUUGUCAUUGCUGGGUCUGAGCCCAGCUCUAGCCACGGAAGUACCCCCGGCAGCUCGCAUACUUCCUCCGCAUCGAGCAUGUCAGCCGGCACUCCAGACACAGAACACGGCGGCCUCAUCACACCACAGCAUGGUUCACCUCCAGGGAAGAGCCCGUCGAUAGCCUCCGAGCAGUCCCAAUCAACACUAGCAUCCCUGGGCCUCCCAGAAGCACAUGUCGCAACGAAACUCAAAAGACGUUCGCGCCGCCCAUUCACUACCGCCGAGGACGAGGCACUACUUAAAGGCUACGCAGUGCACGGCUUUCAGUGGACUCUCAUUCAACAAGACAAGCGACUGAACCUCGGUCACCGCAGAGCAACCGAUCUGCGCGACCGUUUCCGAACAAAGUUUCCACACGCCUACCGCGAUGGAGGCUCGGUUAGUGGCAAGGCUAUCAAUUCGCAAACUCAAGCCCAGGCCCCGGCAGCCGGGACACCGGGACCUUCUUCUCAGAGCCGGGAUCUAAGUAACGAGUCAACACCGACAGGCCCCCGUCGACCCAAGUCUCAUAGCCGCCAUGCAUCUAGUAUCUCAAAUGCCAACGCUGGACCACUCGAUUCGGCAUUCUUACCCCCGCCACAGGGCUACUUGGAUCAGUCUACCAACAUGGUACCUGGCGCGCUUUCAUUCCCGUCGGAUGAUAAUGCCGCAGGAGCUCCGUCGCCAUGGGAGGAUAAUACGCUUGCGCCCAUGGUUUGGGAUGAUCUCGGCUGA